Drosophila obscura is the source of this 2166-nucleotide messenger RNA. RefSeq names its product U4/U6.U5 tri-snRNP-associated protein 2 (gene Usp39). Lineage: Eukaryota; Metazoa; Arthropoda; Insecta; Diptera; Drosophilidae. The record is from RefSeq and is a predicted model, not a curated record. Gene Ontology annotation, biological process: protein deubiquitination; mRNA processing; spliceosomal complex assembly. The coding region runs from base 595 to 2079 and encodes 494 amino acids. Gene Ontology annotation, molecular function: zinc ion binding; cysteine-type deubiquitinase activity. The transcript has 4 exons.
ACACCGCUAUCAACAAAGUUCUUUAUUUUAUUGCAUAAAGAUUUCAUAAGCAAUUCACUAAAAAGAAGUCUUCACAGUAAACCAAUAUUGUAGAAAACUAAUGUAUCUAUCGGCUAAAAUUGCAAGUAAAGUGCUGAGUGUCCUCGCUAGCUACUAAUAUUAAACCGAAUAUCAAAAUCGGGGAAUAUGAUUUCCAAUCAUGGACUGAGAACAAUUAGCCCAUUGUCGACCAGUGGUAAUUUAAAUACCCGACCUCAAAUGAUAAAACUUGAAGAAUUUUAACGCAGCUCAAGUGAAAGAUAUCAUGGUAAUCCUUUUUUGUAAUUAAAGAGCAACGUUGAAGCUACAAGGAACAUUUAAAAAAAUAAUUUUUUUCCGUGUUUUGACUCAUGGUGUUCAUCUGUUUUAAUAGAAUGGGCUUUAGUGGGCUAAGUUCGUUUUUUCCUCAGUAUAUUUUUAAAAUGAGAAAGUAUAUUUCAGUAUAUUUCUGAGGUCAGGCGGUACAUUUUAUCAAAAAAUUCGCGGUCACAUUGCCGCUAUCAACAAAGUUUUUUUAUUUAAAUGCAUCAUUUUUGACAAAAACCACUGCAAGAAAUGGCGCAAACGAAACUCACAGCAGCAAAGCGCCCCAGGCUGGACAACAGGCCGGCAAAUUUACAUGAAGACGAUGAGACGCCGUCCGUGUUCAAUCCGAAGUAUCGGGUGUGUCCCUACCUGGACACGAUCAACAGGAAUCUGUUGGACUUUGAUUUUGAGAAGCUUUGCUCCGUUUCGCUGACGCGGAUCAAUGUGUACGCAUGCUUGGUGUGUGGAAAGUAUUUCCAGGGACGCGGCACCAACACGCACGCCUAUACGCAUUCGGUGGGCGAGGCGCAUCAUGUUUUCCUCAAUCUGCACACACUGAGAUUCUACUGCCUGCCGGACAACUACGAGAUCAUCGACUCGUCGCUGGACGACAUCAAAUACGUGCUAAAUCCGACCUUCACCAAACAGGAAAUAAGCAAACUCGAUCUGGUACUGCCCAAGCAGUCGCGCACCGUCGACGGCAUCCUCUAUCUGCCCGGCGUUGUCGGCUUGAACAACAUCAAGGCCAAUGACUACUGUAACGUGGUACUGCACGCCCUCUCUCACGUGGGCCCGCUGCGGGAUUACUUCCUGCGCGAGCAGAACUACGCAAAGAUCAAGCGGCCGCCGGGCGACUCGAUGUUCACCUUGGUGCAGCGCUUCGGCGAGCUGAUGCGCAAAAUGUGGAAUCCGCGUAACUUUAAGGCUCACGUAUCGCCGCACGAGAUGCUGCAGGCGGUGGUGCUUUGGUCGAGCAAGCGCUUCCAAAUCACAGAGCAGGGCGAUCCCAUUGACUUUCUCUCCUGGUUCCUCAACACCCUCCAUCGGGCCCUCAAGGGCAACAAGCAGCCAAACUCCUCGAUUCUGUACAAGAUUUUCCUAGGCGAAAUGCAGAUAUUUACGCGCAAAAUGCCGCCCGUAGAGCUGGACGAUGCGGCCAAGGAGAAGCUGUUGGCCACUGAGGAGUACCAGGAUCAGGUGGAGCACACAAAUUUUAUCUACCUCACCUGCGACCUGCCGCCGCCACCACUGUUCACCGACGAAUUCCGCGAGAAUAUCAUACCGCAGGUGAAUCUCUACCAGCUGCUGGGCAAGUUCAACGGCAGCGCCGAGAAGGAGUACAAAACCUACAAAGAUAACUUCAUGAAACGCUUCGAAAUCACCCGAUUGCCGCAGUUCAUUAUCCUGUACAUCAAGCGGUUCACCAAGAACACAUUCUUCUUGGAGAAGAAUCCCACAAUUGUCAAUUUUCCCAUCAAGAACGUGGACUUUGGGGACAUUCUGGGCAUGCGACAGCGAGACAAGGAUGUCAAGGAUACCAAAUACAAUCUAGUGGCGAAUAUUGUCCACGAUGGUGACCCCAAGAAGGGCACUUACCGCGCCCACAUUCUACAUAAGGCCAACGGGCAGUGGUACGAGAUGCAGGAUCUGCAUGUCACCGAAAUUCUACCCCAGAUGAUCACACUCACCGAGUCCUACAUUCAGAUCUACGAGCGCAGUUCGGAUCCGUCAUGAUCCAUGCCCUAACCCCUCUCUAGUUUAUUAUUUGUACUGAAAAUACCUCCCUACCAUGAGCUAGAAAUACAAGCUAUAGUCCUUGUA